Didymosphaeria variabile is the source of this 363-nucleotide messenger RNA. RefSeq lists its product as uncharacterized. Lineage: Eukaryota; Fungi; Ascomycota; Dothideomycetes; Pleosporales; Didymosphaeriaceae. The coding region runs from base 1 to 363 and encodes 120 amino acids. The record is from RefSeq and is a predicted model, not a curated record. The transcript has 2 exons.
AUGCGCUUCAUACUCCUCCCUGUGGUCGCUCUCGCAACUACCGCUCUCGCCAACACAAACCUCACCUUCACCAAACGCACCGGCGAAACCUUCAACUUCGAGCUCGGCCCCGUCUCCGGCUGGUUUGACGUCUCUUCCGCCGAGCUGUACAUCGACAUCGCGACCGUCGCUGUCACGACCGACUCGUCGGAGGUCGCAGCGUGCUAUGUUAGCAGCAACUCGCUCAGCCAAAGCAAGUGGGUGCUGUCUGAUCCGUUUGGGGGUUCGACGGAAUUUGGCGGCGCGGAUGUGAAGUUUGUUAGUUGUCAGGAGGACUGGGAGUUGCCGGAGUGGAUUGGGAAGGAUGCUGUUACUAUUGAUUAG